This is a messenger RNA of Chroicocephalus ridibundus (black-headed gull), 5035 nucleotides long. RefSeq names its product D(1) dopamine receptor-like. Gene Ontology annotation, molecular function: G protein-coupled receptor activity. Gene Ontology annotation, biological process: adenylate cyclase-activating adrenergic receptor signaling pathway. The transcript has a single exon. The record is from RefSeq and is a predicted model, not a curated record. Bases 607 to 1971 code for a protein of 454 amino acids. Gene Ontology annotation, cellular component: plasma membrane. NCBI's taxonomy places the organism in Eukaryota, Metazoa, Chordata, Aves, Charadriiformes, Laridae.
GUGCUGUCGUGAGCUUUAAGAAAACUGAAAUUUGAUCGUUGUCCCCAAAAGGAGGAGAUACUGGGGAAGCGCCCGAUCCUCGUCCCUGGCACCGAAGGGCAGACGGACGCGGGGCUCUGCCCAGGGCUGUGCUGCGGGGAAAUCUCCCUCCGGCCACUGACGAGGGUCGCUGGAUCCCGGGGACUUCCCACGCCAUUCAUCCCCCCUCCGUCCGGCGGUGGGCUGUCCCCUCCGCUGCGCCUGGGAACCGGGGCGGCAGCCGCCGCCGUGCGGCACAGCGGGGCCGUCCGAGCCGCUGCUGCGCCGCCCCAGCGCUCCGGGCGGGCACCGCGGCUCUCCCCCCGCCGCCUUCCCCCGCUCCGCGCCCGGGCCGGUCCCCUCCUCGGGCCGGGAGGAGCCGCGGCGAGGGCGGCCCCGAGCAGCCGUCGCGGUGAGUAGCUCCGAGGCAACCCGCGGGGGAAACUGAGGCAGGCGGCGGACAGAGAUGCUCCCGCCGGCGGCCGCCCUCCCAGCCCCGGACGGCGCCGGCUGCCAGCGGUCCCGCCGCCCCCUCGGGGGGCGUCCCGCCGGCGGGAGCGGCCGGAGGGGCCCCGGGGAGCGCCCCCGAUGGGGAGCGCGGUGGCGGGGGGCGGCCCGCGGGCACUGCGGGCCCUCACCGGGUGCCUGCUGGGCGCCCUGGUGCUGAGCACGCUGGUGGGCAACGCGCUGGUGUGCCUGGCCGUCCUGCGCUUCCGACACCUGCGCGCCAAGGUCACCAACUGGUUCGUGCUGUCGCUGGCCGUCUCGGACCUCUGCGUGGCCCUCCUGGUGAUGCCCUGGAAAGCGGUCACUGAGGUGGCCGGUGGCUCCUGGCUCUUUGGCAGCCGCUUUUGUGACACCUGGGUGGCCUUCGACAUCAUGUGCUCCACCGCUUCCAUCCUCCACCUCUGCAUCAUCAGCCUGGACCGGUAUUGGGCCAUCGCCAGCCCCUUUCGCUACGAGCGUAGGAUGACACAACGCCUUGCCUGCACCAUGAUAGCUGUGGCCUGGGCCCUCUCCAUCCUCAUCUCCUUUGUCCCAGUGCAGCUACACUGGCACAAAGCCAAGGAUGUGAGAUAUCCAAGCUCCUGGCUGCCUGGGACACCCCGCUGUGAUGUCAGCCUGAACCGCACCUACGCCAUCACCUCCUCCCUUAUCAGCUUCUACAUCCCUGUGGCCAUCAUGAUCAUCACCUAUACCAGGAUCUACCGAAUUGCCCAGGCCCAGAUCCGCCGCAUCUCCACCCUUGAGCGAGCAGGGGGGCAGUGGCCAGCUCAUGGCAAGGAGCCCACCUCCUCUUUGCGGAGUUCCCUGCGCAAGGAGACCAAGGUGCUGCAGACCCUCUCUAUCAUAAUGGGAGUCUUCGUUUGCUGCUGGCUGCCCUUCUUCCUGCUCAACUGCCUGCUGCCUUUCUGCCGGGAGAGUGACCAUGAAGGACAGUCACCCUGCAUUGGCCAAACCACCUUCAACAUCUUUGUGUGGUUUGGCUGGGCCAACUCUUCGGUGAAUCCAGUGAUCUACGCUUUCAACGCAGACUUCAGGCGGGCUUUCAGCAACCUGCUGGGCUGCCGGUGCUUCUGCUGUGGCACACCCAGAUCCACUGUGGAGAGGGUCAACUUCAGCAAUGAGCUGGUUUCCUAUCACCAUGACACCACCUGCCAGAAGGAAGGAGCUGCCUCAUCGUCAGUGCCCCCUCCUGCCAUCACUGCCUGGGUGCAGCCCGUACCCCAUGCCAUAAGCCUUCAGGGCGAGGACAGCAGUGAGGAGAUGUCUAUGGAGAAGAGGCCUGUGGCUUCUCAGACACAGGCUUCCCCCGGCAUCAGCCCCAAGAGUCGUCAGGUACCAGCCAUUUUGCAAUUUGAUUGCGAGGCAGAGCUCUCCCUGGAAACUAUUACCCCCUGUACGGGGCUUGGUCGGUGCGAGGGACCCCAUCACCCCAUUCCAGAGGGAUAAGUGCUUGUGCAGUUCUCACACACAGCCAUCCCAUGGGGAAAGGUCACUCUGCCCGCACAUGGGAUACAUCUGUCUCCCAGCAAACAAAGUCCCAUCCCAGAGGGAUGGGGACCUGCUGCUCUUACCCCAGAGGGGUGACGGGUGUAUGAAGUCCACCCCAAAAGCAUAUAGCAACCACAUACUAACUGCUUCCCACGGACACCUUUGCCCCUUACUCUCUUUCACAGUCAGUAGACAUUUCCCAUGCGUUUGUUCACCCCCAAGCUUCAAUCAAACCUGCGACAUUUAUUGAGAAUAGUGAGAUAAUUAGAUCAAAAUAAAAACAACUCAUAGUUUGAGACUCUAUAAUAGAUAAAUAAUAUGUAUAUAAAUUAAUCUUAGAUUUAGCUUCAUUGCUAAAACCCAUGUUUUCCCCCUCUCAUGUUUUCACAUCAUACCUGUGCAUAGUUCUGGUCUUAAAGGUUUGUGUUUAUUUCUGUGUUUAUUUCAAAGCUGCCUGUCUGGAUUUACACAUCUGAAUCUGUGUUUAGGCUCUUAAAUAAAAAUUGCUGUGUUAAAACAUCGCUAUCUCAUGUUGAGUCAAAAGACUGCCCAAAACCUUGGAAAAAUAAGUUGCUUUUAUGUCGGACCCCAGACACAGGUUCAGGUGCCAAACUUUGGUAUCCAGGCUUAAUGAUACUGAGCUAGGAUCUUCCUCACCCUCAAAUGUUGGAAAAUGUAGGAUUGUAUUAGGCUGAAGUUACAGCUGGAUGGUGUUUGAGAACUAACACUCCAACUCCAGAGUGAGUUAAGAGCUGCUAUCGGCUGAGGCAGCUGCAAUCCUUCUUUCUCCUACUAGUUCAGGCAGCUGAUCCUUCCAGAAAGCAAACUGGUCCACAAAAUAAAAAGUCACCAGGUCAUCUCUCUGAACCCAUUUCGCUACUUGUAGAAUGAACAGCAGCAAAAUGCAGAGCAAAUGGGUGCGGGAAGGCUUGCAGGAGAUAAAAUUCUGGGGGAACUUGACAAUCAUUUCUGUAUGCGUAAAAGGGUUCAGCAGACAAUAAGGGAAUACAGCAGCACCACAACUGUCCACCACUUAGGAGUUCUACUGCUGACCGUUUAAUACUGUGCUCCACUAACCACCAUCAUUACCCCAUUUUUCCGUCCUUCACCUCUGAUUGAGUUGAUUGACCUUGAUUCAUCUAAGGAAGACGAUGAAGAUGCAACUGUCCAGAAAGAGACAUCAAGAAUGCUUACGCUUCAGGAGUUUUCUUGGACAUUUGGUCUUAUAGAUGGCACAGCUGAUACCUUUCAGAACAGUGAUCCAUGCUGAAAAGCCAGCUGCUGGAAGAGCCAGACUCUCCUCCCAGUGAUCCUGCUCCCUGUGAAUUUAGGUCGUGUGUAGUUAAGUCCCUAUAUGCAUUUCCCUCCACCACAGUAAUUCUUGUAAGAAACACUGCUUUUGCUAUCCUGCUCUUUUCAGGAAUGUGUCCUUCAUGAAUAGCCGUGUGUGACUGUAAUCUGUUCUUCAUGGCCAAGACUGGCAGGACAAGGCGUAAUGGGCUUAACUGUAAGAAAGACCAAGGUGAGACUUUGGAAAGACUUCCUAAGAAUAAGGAUAAUUAAGCACUGGAGCAGAUUGCCUAGGGAGGUUAUGACAUCUCUCUCAGUAAAAGUCUUUAAGAUGAUAUUGCUAAACAUCUGUCAGAGAGGACAUUGGCAGCGUUAAUCCUGUCUUGGGGCAGAGGCACAGUGUAAUGGUGUCUUGGGAUCUUUUCUAGUCCUGCUUCACUAUGACAACACAACUCCUUAAGCACUGAGCUUAAGAUGUUUGAUUUUAUUUUUUUUUUUAAUGCAAUGAUCCUUAGCUAUUUUAUUGAACGCAAAAAAGCAUACAGAUAAGAACUUUAGGAUCCCAUUGGCGUAUUUCCCUUCUCUUAGUGAUUACCCGUUUUUCUUAGCAUUUAGCAGCUAUGAUUCCGCAUGCCUAGUGCCUCAUCUGGAGUGCAACCCUCAAGUAAACCUCGUAUUUCCUUAAAAGAGAUACAAGAUCUGUGGGUUUUGUUUUGAUUCCCUUUGAUUAUUUUCUAGGUUAUCAUAAGUGAACUGUAUAUGUAAUCAGAUGCUAAAGGGUCAAUCAACUUGUGAGAUUUUCCUUGCUACAUUUCUUCCUUCUUACAUAAACCAGAAACACGUAUUGUAAGAGUGUCAGGAUCUUUUAUCUUCUCCAAAACCCUCAAAUUAUAUCUUAGAGCUGCGAGAGAAUUCUCGUCUCACCCCCUCCACACUAAAACCCAUGCCAGGGAGAUACAGGCACACCUGAUAAGACGCUAUCCUGCAGCGUGACUCCCUUGCUGCCCUUGCUGCCUCCCACUUCUGUUUCUGUUGCAAGAGCUUCAGCUGGUUCCAUCCCUCAGAGAGUCAACUCUCCCUGCCCACACACAUCUCCCUUCUCGUGGGCAGGCAGUCUUCUGGCAGUCAAGGCCACACAUGAAAUUAUUAUGCACAGGAGCUUUUUUUUUUUUUUUAAGUGUGUGUACAGUCUCAUUAUUAGUGAUAAUAUUGGAAGGGAAAGAUUUACCUUCUCACAAGGUUUGCCCUGCCUAUGGGAGAUGUCUUGCCCAGGAAGUAGCCUGGACUUAAUACACAGAGUGAUGGAAACUUAGUGUAUGACAGAGUGGGUGGCAGAAAUUAAGCAAUGAAUAUAUUUGAAUAACAUUUUCUCUUAAGAAUAAGCCGAAAUGCAUGGUAGCUUUGAUUUAUGAAACCAUACUUGUGUUAAGAGUGGAAAAAGCUAUUUGUAUCAGUGCUUGUGCCUAUAGUUUAAAUAAGGUGCAUUAACAGGUCAGAUUGUACCUGAAAAUGAAUCGAUAUUUACCUGAAGAAAAAAAAAAGGUCUUUACUGAAGCAUUUUAAAGGGACAAUUUAAAAUUCCUCUUUGUAAGUGAUGACGGAAAUAGUUGUUUGUACCUAAUUGAUAAUAGUCAUUACUGAUGUGCAGAUGAUAGACGUUACGAUAGUUUACAGCUGUAAGGUCCAUUGUAGUAAGUGCAGUGUAAUGUUCAAGGCUGCAAUAAAUUUCAGA